Messenger RNA from Salvia miltiorrhiza (redroot sage), 1480 nucleotides. Its product is annotated as probable protein phosphatase 2C 14. Gene Ontology annotation, molecular function: protein serine/threonine phosphatase activity; cation binding. Bases 166 to 1371 code for a protein of 401 amino acids. NCBI's taxonomy places the organism in Eukaryota, Viridiplantae, Streptophyta, Magnoliopsida, Lamiales, Lamiaceae. Gene Ontology annotation, biological process: protein dephosphorylation. The transcript has 5 exons. The record is from RefSeq and is a predicted model, not a curated record.
CCGAAUUUGCCCCAACGGCACGGACACAAAUAUUCAAAAUUCCAACUCCCCACAAACAAACCUUUGACAUUGACCCCAAUAAACAACCUUAACUACCAAACCAGAUUUUCUUCUCUCUCUCUCACUUUGACCACAACCUUCUUCUUCUUCCUUUUCUGCCUUUCUAUGGCAAAUGACAGUGCUGCUGUUGUAGUGAUCGACGCCGUUUCAAGGUCAAGGUUCCAUGAAGCCAGUGGGAUUCUUGGACGCCCAAAUGGGCUGGUUUCUUCUUUGAAGAGGAAGAGGCCGCCCAAGAUCGAUAUCCCAAAUGUUUUGCGUGAAAUUCCUGCUGAUAUUUUCAAGGCCCAGCCUGGUGAUGCUGGCGUGUGCUUCUCUGCUUCUGGGGUUGCGGUUUCUGCUGCCAAGGGCAAGAAAAAGUUUAUGGAAGACUCCCACAAGAUCUUACGUUCUUCAAAUGGAACUAAGGAUUUUUUUGGGGUGUAUGAUGGGCAUGGAGGGAGCAAAGCUGCAGAGUUCGUGGCAGAGAAUCUGCAUCUCAAUAUUUUCAAAAUGUUGGAAAGUAAUUGUGGAAAAGAUAAGGAAAAAGCUAUGAUGGAAGGUUAUUUGAAAACUGAUGAGGAGUUCUUGAAACAGUUGCAGGGGUUGAGCAGUGGCGUUUGCUGUGUGACUGCGUUGAUCGAAGGAAACGAGAUGGUAGUUUCAAACUUAGGUGACUGCAGAGCAGUUGUGUGCAGGGAGGGGACUGCAGAGGCCAUCACCAGUGAUCAUAAACCAGAACGAGAGGAUGAGCGAAGAAGAAUAGAAGAUAAAGGUGGAUUUUUGGAGAUUCAUCGCGGAACUUGGAGAGUUCACGGGACACUGGCCGUUUCAAGAAGCAUCGGUGAUGCUCAUUUGAAAGAUUGGGUGACAGCAGAGCCUGAUACCAAGCUUAUACAUUUGACACCUGACAUGGAAUUCCUUGUCCUAGCUUCUGAUGGCCUCUGGGAACAGGUUAGCAAUCAAGAAGCUGUGGAUAUUGUUAAGCAGUCAUCAUGUUCAAGCAGCAAGAAACUCAAGGGAUCUUCUCCAGCAAAGAAUGGGUGCCUAUACCACAGCGCAAGCGUGAGUCCUUCAUCACAAUCACCGCGGCUUCCUUCUCAUAAAUCAAAGAGGAUAUCUCACCACAAAGAUGGAAGAUGCUGUGAAGGCGAAAAAAGCAGCCCUGCACCGAAGACUCAGUUUCUAAACAACGAGAACGAUGUCUUGGGUGAUAAAUCAACUAAUGCUGGCCUUGUUGGUGCCUGCAAGGAGCUUGUCAACCUUGCUGUAGCUAGAGGUAGUCUGGAUGACAUUACAGUGAUGAUCAUUGAUUUGAGUCGUUAUAAAGGAUAGAUAGUAACAAUAGAUCCUAAUGUAGUUCACAGCAUCUCAUUUAAUUUCUUCUUAACAUAUAUGUUCACAGUUGCAUUGCUUUCAUAUUCAACUAGUUUUCACCUUAAAA